AUGGGAGGAACGACAAAGAGCUCCUUCUUCUUCACUCCCACUUCACAAAGCAAGUGGACAGCGUCAAUUGGGUGGAGAGGUGGUCAUGGCGACACUUUCCAGUUGCAGACAUUCAACAACAAGUACACGCGCGAUCGACCCAUGACUCAAGCUCCCAUUGCAAUACAACAUUUUGCUGUUCUCGCGUUCAUACAAUGUUUAAAGGGGGCUUCCUUUGACAUGUUGGAUGAUGACACCUCUGGCACCAGCAAGAUACUGACCCCAAACAAGAAUGCUUUACGUUGGCUCAAUGGUAAGCAUGGUAUUGGAUCUGCAACGCAAGACUUGUUGAUUGACGAGCUUGUAAUGGAAGAAGAGCAGCAGCACAAUAGGGAUGGCAUGGAGAUACGGGUUUUUAUUUGUGGGAAGGAUGCCAUUGAGAAGUACCACAAGGCCCUCGCUCGGCUAUACAUAUUACAUUAUCAACAACACAUCAAGGAGGUCAUUGUACUGUACUAUCUUGGCGCGAUGGCCAUAUUGUCUUUGCGUAAAUCGGUGCCACUCAUGCUGCCGCUUCAAUUUGAACAUGCAUCCUCUGGUCGUCCGACGGACUACCAAAUGUAG
Lichtheimia ornata is the source of this 603-nucleotide messenger RNA. RefSeq lists its product as uncharacterized. NCBI's taxonomy places the organism in Eukaryota, Fungi, Mucoromycota, Mucoromycetes, Mucorales, Lichtheimiaceae. The record is from RefSeq and is a predicted model, not a curated record. The transcript is spliced from 5 exons. The coding region runs from base 1 to 603 and encodes 200 amino acids.